UAAAAAUACAAAAUCCCAGCACAACCAUCACAACCAUGGCCAGCUACGACGCGGUCGCAGUCUCGCCCUCCAAGAAGCAGGCGCUGCUCGGCGACGCCACGCCUCUCAGCGUCGUCGUCGUCUCGGGCAAGGGCCUCGUCGCGCUCAGCAGCGACGGCCUCACGAGCAACUGCAUGUGCGAAGCCACGCUCUUCUUGCGUGGCGGCAAGACCGCGACGACCAAGACCAAGGUCGCCAAGAUGACGCGCAACCCGCUGUGGCACUGCCCCGUGGCCUUGGGCACGCACGCUAUCGGCGACAUUGAGAGCCUCCAGCUCGCAGUGCGCCACGUCGCAGGCUUUACGACCAAAGAGAUGGGCGUCGCUGUGAUCCCGACCGACUUUUUCCUCGGCGAGCCUAACACCGAGCAGUGGUUCGACCUCGCGCCUACGGCGACCAUGAUGCGACAGUCCUCGUUCCGGCAAGACUGGCCGUACGGUCAAGUGUGCGUGAGCUUGGCGCCGCGGUCGCGGUCGCAGGGCAAUUCGUCCGCACUUGCUGCGUCGUCUAGCGUGCUAGCCGCGUCUUCCUGCGAUGCGCCGGUCGCGCGCAAGCAUGAUCCUGUCGCGGAGCUCGUCGCCGUGCGCAACUGCCACCAGUCGCUGCCGCAGCCAGGCGAGACGUGGUAUGUCAUCGCCGCAGCCUGGGUCGAAGCGUGGCUCACCUUUGUGGCCAAGAAGACCAACGACGCGCCGAGCGAGGUGUCGAACCAGAGUCUCCUCGACCCCGCCACCGGGCAGCUGCGCGCCACGGUGCAUCUCAAGACGGACGCGCGGCUCAUCGAUCCGCAGAGCUGGGCGCUCUAUCGUCGCUGGUACGGCGGCGGUCCUGUCAUCGCGGUGCAGGUCCCGACCGACGUGCGCAGCGUCGGGCGAUGGCUGGCCAAGCUCGAUUUGCCAUCCGUUGCCGUCGUCCAGUAGUGCGCGCUUACAUAUCUAUCAGUUCUAAUACAAGUGCACCUGUCGCUCGUCUGCAGAGGACCAC
Molecule: messenger RNA, 1023 nt
Organism: Saprolegnia parasitica CBS 223.65
Lineage: Eukaryota; Oomycota; Saprolegniomycetes; Saprolegniales; Saprolegniaceae
Exons: 4
Coding region: 36-959 (307 amino acids)
Molecular function (GO): cysteine-type deubiquitinase activity
Source: RefSeq, a predicted model, not a curated record